Molecule: messenger RNA, 393 nt
Organism: Necator americanus (New World hookworm)
Lineage: Eukaryota; Metazoa; Nematoda; Chromadorea; Rhabditida; Ancylostomatidae
Exons: 1
Coding region: 1-393 (130 amino acids)
Source: RefSeq, a predicted model, not a curated record
AUGAUGUACGGAUUGGAGACUUGGGCAGCGCCGGCGACGAUGACGGAAAAGCUUGGCUGCGUGGAGAGGAAGCUGUUUAGACGACUGCUAGGCUACUUUUGGCCGCUGGUAUGUCAUGACGUAGAACUCUGCUUCGAAGUUGACAUAGUGUAUCGGCGAAUGACAUGUGGAAAACGUCAACAUCUUGCUCGGAAUUCUGAAGUAGUCAUGGAAAACCGUCUUCUCUUUUUUGGUCACGUUAUAAGGAGACCGUUUGAUCAUCUUGUCCAAGUGGUCUUGAGGAUGCUUCCAAAUCCUAAUUGGAAAAGGCUGCCUGGUCGUAAAAGAAGGUUCUGGACGGAGGUGGUGAAGAAAGAUCACUCGGCGUUGACAAGCAGUGCAGUCGAGACGUGA